GACUUUGAACUUGGUGAGCAGACUAAUUAAAAAGGAGAAGAAAAAAGCCGUAUUACACUAUAAAGAUAAUGUUUCGACGUGUUGCGCGCCACACCUCGUUUCUGACACGUGUGCAGUCCCGCCAUACCACCAUCCUCUCUGUCCGUAAGGGGGACAAAGUUGUGCUGAUUGGGGAUCGUCAGGUAACCCUCGGGGAGCGUAUCGUCGCGAAGAGCAGCGCCUGCAAACUUCGAAAGCUAAACGACAACGUUGUUGUUGGGUUUUCAGGCAGUACGGCCGAUGCCUUUGCUUUGAUGGAGAAGUUGGAGAACAAGCUUAACGACUUUCCUGAUCAACUCACGCGAGCAGCGGUGGAGUUGGCAAAGGAUUGGCGUACGGACCGCGCCUUGCGGCGUCUGGAGGCCUCCCUUAUCGUCUGUAGUGGUGAGGAGACGCUAGAAAUUGACGGCCAGGGUAAUGUUAUUACACCGGAGGAGGACGGCAUCAUUGCGAUUGGUUCAGGCGGCACGUACGCGAAGGCCGCGGCGCGGGCCCUCAUCGAUAUCGAGGACUACGACGCUGAGAAGAUUGCUCGCAAGGCUAUGAAAAUAGCUACAGACAUCGACGUUUUCAGCAACGGGAAUUGGGAUGUAGAGUCCCUCACGCGGGGUGGAAGUGCAGCGAAGGAGUCUUCAGUGUCGAGCACUCAAACUGGCAAUGACAGCAAGGAGGUCUAG
Molecule: messenger RNA, 716 nt
Organism: Phytomonas sp. EM1
Lineage: Eukaryota; Euglenozoa; Kinetoplastea; Trypanosomatida; Trypanosomatidae
Source: the annotation of a GenBank genome assembly